This is a messenger RNA of Siniperca chuatsi (mandarin fish), 3014 nucleotides long. RefSeq names its product glycine N-methyltransferase (gene gnmt). The transcript has 6 exons. Bases 194 to 1081 code for a protein of 295 amino acids. Gene Ontology annotation, biological process: regulation of gluconeogenesis; S-adenosylmethionine metabolic process; protein homotetramerization. The record is from RefSeq and is a predicted model, not a curated record. Lineage: Eukaryota; Metazoa; Chordata; Actinopteri; Centrarchiformes; Sinipercidae. Gene Ontology annotation, molecular function: glycine N-methyltransferase activity; glycine binding; S-adenosyl-L-methionine binding. Gene Ontology annotation, cellular component: cytosol.
AUUGGGUUAAAGUUUGUCCCCUGCAUUGCUCAUAUAAAUAACAACAAUCGAAAUCUGGGUUAGCAUGUGGAGAGAAUACCUGUCAGACAGUUAGCUCAUUUUCAUACACAUUUAAAGUAGUCCGUUUACUGAAUACCUUAUUCGUUUGCUCUGUAAGUUAAGAGAAAACACUCUGCCAGGAACAAGCAGCAGCAUGUCGGUCGACAGCGUGUUUAGGACCCGCUCUCUCGGUGUGGCCGCUGAGGGUCUUCCUGAUCAAUAUGCCGACGGCAAAGCAGCGAAGGUGUGGGAGCUGUAUAUCGGAGACACGCAGAGUAGGACGCAGGAAUACAAAAGCUGGGUGGUGUCUUUGCUGAAAGAGCAAGGGGUGCGGAGAGUGCUGGAUGUAGCCUGCGGAACAGGAGUUGACUCCAUUAUGUUGGUGGAGGAGGGGUUUAAUAUGGUGAGCGUGGAUGCCAGCGACAAAAUGCUCAAGUAUGCACUGAAGUCAAGAUGGGAGAGAAGAAAAGAAGCAGCUUUUGACCAGUGGGUGAUUGAAGAGGCCAACUGGUUGACAUUAUCAGAGGAUAUUCAGAAACCAGGGGAUGGCUUUGACGCUGUUAUCUGCCUUGGCAACUCAUUCGCCCACUUACCAGACUUUAAAGGUGACCAGAGUGACCAAAAGCUGGCCCUUCAGAACAUUGCCAGUAUGGUCAGACCAGGUGGGAUCCUUAUCAUUGACCACCGUAAUUACGACUAUAUCCUGGAGACCGGCCGGGCGCCACAAGGCAAAAAUAUCUACUAUAAGAGUGAUCUAACUCAGGACAUCUCCACUUCGGUGCUGUGGGUCAACAAUAAGCCCCAUAUGAUCACUCUGGACUACACCAUCCACGUGCCCCAGGCCACCCUCCGCAAUCUCCCUGAAGUCAGUAAAUUCCGUCUGUCCUAUUACCCUCAUCGUCUGGAGAGCUUCAAAUCUUUGCUGAAAGAGGCCUUCAACUGCAAAAUGGAGCACAGCGUCUACGGAGAUUUCAAGACGUACGUCCCUGGCCAGACCCAGGCCCCGUGCUACUUCAUCCAUGUCUGUAAGAAGACAGCCUAAGAGCCCUACCCACCAACUUGUUACACACACUGCUAGGAAAAUAAUAGCUGUCUGUCCUCUUUAAGUUCUAGCAUGCUCCCACUGUCCUCCAGAUUUUGGCACUCUUAUAUUUGAAUAUGUUUUUAAAAAAUCUCAGAUUUCUUUUAAAAGAAAAAAAUUAAGCAACAGUUUUUUCCCUCAGGAAUGCUGAAAAGUACACAAGAUCUACUUAAUAUUUUGGUAGAUUUUAGUACAUUUUGGUCACUUUGCCUGUUAAAGGUUCAUUAUCUAGGAUUUAGUGGCAUUAUAUAAUCAUUAUAUAAGAAAACGCAUUGUCAUUGAUUUCAGUAGGAACAAUUGGUUGAUUCUGAUCUCUCUUGACUUAAACACCAGUGUGUUCCUUAAACUCUCAAGUAGUAACAAAAAGGUCAAACCUGGUUUGGAAAAUAUAUUUCAAAUGUAUCGGACCACUGUUUUGCCCAUAUCUGGUAUUUUCCCAACGUGCUAUGUUGCUUUUGUGUUUUCCUCGUUUCUGUUUCCCCCCUGCUUCCUGCCUCUCUGAACUUUGAUAUCCACAAUGAACAUGUUUCAAAACGGUGCUGUACAUUAGUGAUGUUCCUCAUGACGGAAUACUCAAUAUGAAUCACCAGUAAUGUACAAAGUGCUUAGAUAUAUUCUUAGACAUUUGUAUUUUGUAAGUUUACCACAGGAGUCUUAAAAACACAGAUAAAGCAUCUGUGUUUUGUGAAUACGGUAGCCUUUCUCUUUCAUGUAUUUUUGAACUGGAAAAGGAAAAAAGCUAAUCUCAUUCUGGCCUACUGCCUUCUUUUUAAGUUCAGGCAAAUCAAAUCGUGCACUGCACGAUGGCAGUUUGAUGUCAUUAACCUUACUUUUAUGACAGUCCCCUCAAGUUCAACUUCAUUUUGCGCAAUUGUAAUUUUGCACAGUUAUUGACGUUACUUAAAUAAGAAAAGCUGAAGGGAAGGUUGUGAAGCACCUUGACACCUUGAAAUGCCUGGUUAACCUGUAUGUAGUGUCACACAGGUCAAAACAAGAAGCACCUGACUGUCAGUCCAGUCAAGAUUCAUCCACCCUGAAGUGUCCUUGACUACCUCACCAAACCCUACCAGCUCUGGUAGGGGUUGACCUCUCUGAAGCUGACAAAAAAAAAACAAUCAUUUUCCACUAAAGCAUGCUCUUGCAUAUUUGAAUGGAAAUUGCCUUUUUCUUCUUUAACUGAUUUGUCUUAUUUUAUGGAACACUUUAGGUUGACUUUAUUUUUGUCCUAUUGAGGAUUCAUCCAAAACUACUAACAGAAUUUUUUUAGGAAUACAUAAAAAGCCAGUGUCUCUAAGCUGGGUUUAGCAAACUGGUUAAAAAUGCAUUACAGCAAACAGUUGCAUAAUGCAAACCCAAUCAACCAAAGAUGUUUGAAAAGUUUUUUGCUCAAUCUUGGAAAUUUUGGUCAAAAGUAGGACACACUCGAAUGUUAUUUAAUUGUGCUGCACAGUACAUGUCUCAAAUAAUUGAGUUUACCCAAAUAAUGAGAGGAACAUGAUGGAGAAACCAUUUACUCUGCUGUAUUUUCCAGGUUCAAAUACACUUUGCUUUGAUACCAAAAGAAAAAUGUGUUUUUCAUUGGAAUGAGAAAGGAGCUCUACCAGAGAGAAAUCAAAUAUUAUCACUACCCCUGCUGUUUGCAUGGUGCAUUCAAAUGUUGUGCCAGUGCAUCUUGUAGACAGUGUACGGUACGCUGUAGUUUGUGAUUGAGAUCAACAGUAGGUUCAGAAUGCGGUAAGAAUGGCAUUUGAAUGGGUUUGAAAGUUUAUGUAGAGAUAAAACUAUUUCAGAACAGUCUUAUUAUGUUGCCCAAAAAAAAGGUGUAAAAACAUUUCAUAAUGAACAAUGAUUACUGGAAUUCUUUUGCAUGAAAUAAAAUAAUUGAAAUAAGUAA